Molecule: messenger RNA, 2607 nt
Organism: Drosophila pseudoobscura
Lineage: Eukaryota; Metazoa; Arthropoda; Insecta; Diptera; Drosophilidae
Product: tubulin glycylase 3B-like
Exons: 2
Coding region: 194-2419 (741 amino acids)
Biological process (GO): protein polyglycylation; cilium assembly; cilium movement
Cellular component (GO): axoneme; microtubule cytoskeleton
Molecular function (GO): protein-glycine ligase activity, initiating
Source: RefSeq, a predicted model, not a curated record
AUAUUUUUUACGUCAACGAUUUUUCGUUUGUGAAAUUGUUAAAAAUUGUUUGGCUCAGCUUCAAAAUUCCUUGUUAAUUUGCAGCCGGCGGACCAGCUGCUUUGGCAACGAACAAACACCGGACACACCGGAUAUCAAAGCAGCCACGCUCCACGAUUCUCGUCCCAUCGUUGCCAUCACCACACUGCCCGAAAUGACUCCCAAAGACCAGCCUCCCACUCAACGCAGAAGCACCAUCAGCAUGCCAGCCACGAAACGUCGCAGCUGGUACUACAAUCCCGCCUCGAAGAUCCGAUCGAUCAUCAAAAACCUGGACGCUGAGCUGGGGCAGCUAUGCAGUCAGUGUUCGGUGCCAAAUCCGCCGAGUAGCAGCAAUAUUAACGUCAGCAUGCACAACAUCACCUCAGGGGCCACCGUUGCCGCUGGAGGAUUAGGAUCAGAAGCCAUCACCCGGCACAAGGGUAUGAUAAGCAACCAGAAUAGCAUCAAUAAAUUACUGGCGCGAGCACAGUCCAAAUCGACCUCUGGCCUUACCACAACAAUAUCUCUGGCAUCCGAUGCACAGAAGCGUCAGCUGAGGAACGUUUAUCGGACGCGGGUCAUCAAUGCCUAUCGAAACCGGAAGAUCUUCACGGUGUACGGCAACUAUAAUACAGUGCGACGGGCCCUCGUGAGUCGGGGCUGGCUGGAGAAGCUGCCGGCUUCGCGGUACGCCGCGCUGCAGUCCAUGUCCGAGGAUAUCCUGCUGGAGAAUGCGCGAAGAGGCAACGACCACGAGACGGUGGUCAUUUCAAAGAUGAUCAACCAAUUUCCAGCCUUCUUCAUUUGGCAGAGUAAGGCUCAGCGCGAUCUGUUCGCCGACGUGAGGCCAUUCCGCAACCGGGUGAGGCGCAGCCAGUCCCUGGACUUCUCCACCAAGGUGGGUCUGGUCGGGUGCGCCGAGCAGGAGCGUUGGUUUCGCGAGGACGGCGUCUGCGGCAUGAGCUAUCCGCGCUUCUACCGCCUGGGCGGCAAAAACGAGGAGGAACGCAAAGCCUUCAUUGAGGACUACCAGCAGACACAGGCACGCUCCCUGCUUCGCUACAUCCUGGAGCAUAAGCCCGACGAGCUGAUAGACAUUGACAAUGGCACUAUCGCGAGCAGCAACCUGGACUUUGCCCUGACCAAGGUUAAGCGAAUGGUCGAACAGGCGCAGCACAAAUCCCUCGACGAUGCUCGGGUCAAGCCACCCACCGCAGCCGAGUUCGUGGAGAGCCAAACGUUUAUGCUGCAGUCGGCUGAGGUCCUAAAGUCGAAGGCCAAGUACCGGGUGACCCAGAAUAUCAUGACGGAGUACGCUCGUCUGGCGACUGAAUAUCUCGAGCAGAUCGAGGCCCUAUGUCCCGACUAUCGCUGGGAUGGCUGCCGCAACCUGUGGAUCCUCAAGCCUGGCUAUCAGUCGCGAGGAAUUGGCAUCGUUAUACGCAACAGCCUGAAUGAUAUCCUCCAAUGGACAUCAAACAAUCAGAACAAAAAGUACAUAGUCCAAAAGUACAUAGAACGCCCAUUCCUGGUGUAUCGUACAAAGUUCGACAUACGCCAGUACAUGCUGCUGACAGUCGGGGAAUGCAAGGUAACCGUCUGGGUAUAUCGCGAUUGCUAUCUGCGUUUCAGCUCCCAAGAGUUCACGAUGGACGAUCUGCGGGAAUCGAUUCAUCUGACCAACAAUUCUGUGCAGAAGCGCUACAAGAACAAGCUGAAUCGCGAUCCCCGUCUGCCGAAGCACAACAUGUGGUCGCUGGAGCAGUUCAAGACCCAUCUACGUCAUGUGGGUGCCCCGGACGAAACCUGGUCGAAGAUCUACAAUGGCUUCAAGCAGAAUCUAGUGGCCGUGGUGAUGGCAAGCCUGGAUAAGACCGAACUGGUGAAGAACGCCUUCGAGCUGUAUGGCUGUGACUUCAUGCUGGACGAGCACUACAAUCCCAUCUUAAUUGAGAUCAACGCAACGCCGGAUCUGACACCCUCGACGGCGGUUACUGCCAGGAUUUGUCCCCAUGCCGUCAAGGAUUGUAUACGCGUGGUGGUGGAUCUAGCCAAGAAUCCCUCGGCACCCACGGGCCAGUUCGAACGAGCCUUUGAGGUCAACUACACCAUCAACAAAAAUGCCGAUGUCCAGCAUCCCCAUCCCUUGGAGCUCAACGGCAAGCAGAUGACCAUCGUCGAGAAGAUCCCCUUUCCUAUGCUGACAAAAAACAACAAUCGGACACGUAUGCUCCGAAAAAUCCUCCACAAUGUGAAGGUCUCUGCGGGUCACAAGCUGACCUCAACCAAUCGAAAGAAACGAGCACUACGGUACUCAUCAGCAAAGGGAUUUCCACUGCCGAAAAGAAAAAUGGGAAACAAUUGUAUUUUUCCAAAGAUGCCAAGGCAACAAAUUUAAGAUAGAGGUAAAAAUUAAAUAUAUUAACCAUCAACUUAACGGCUGUAGCGUGACUUUAGAGCCUGUCGGAUCUAUAGAAUCGCUGUCUAUAAAAUGAAUUAAGAAGUCAAAACGAAACCCGCAGAUCUUAGAGUAUUUCUUUUAUAAACGAGACUCUAAAUAAAGCCGUCGAUGAUUACCAAAAGAAA